AUGUUUGUUAAACUUUCAAAACUCAAUCUUCUCACAAAAGGAGAGAAAACAAGAUUGAAUAUCGGACCGCGUUGGCUUACAUUUAAUUUAGCUGCUUUAUAUUUUCGUUAUCUUGGCAUUCCAGGCGAAGCAAUUAAUUGUAUUGAAUUAGCCCUUAAAUAUUCAAAAUUUGAAGAUAUUGCUUUGACACAAUUAGCACAAAUUAUUUUACUUUCAAAUUAUUCGUUAACUGAUCAAAAUGAGUUGAAUGGUUUAGAGAGAAUUUUAAGUAUUGCAAUGAAUAGUGGGGUUAAUGAAGGAAAAAGUUAUUUGGCCCCAGCUUUUGCCAGAUUUAUUGUUCCUUUACUUUUCCCUGCUGCAAAACUUAGAGAAAUUAAAGAGGAUAUUUUUGCUAAAAAAUUGGAAGCAGAACUUGCACAUAAAGUGGUUGAUAGACAUAAAAUUGAAGAAUCCCCGGUGUUCCCCUUGGAUUAUGGAGGUUACUCUCUCGACCGUAUUCGUGCCCAUCAACGACCAAUAUGGCCAGAGGGAGUUAAAGAGCAAAUAAAUCAAUUCCAAAUUGAUUUUAAACCUCCAAUAAAUAAUGAAAAUAUUUUUAAUGGACAAAAUGAAUUUAAAUUAACAAAAGAAAUUAAAUUAGUAGAAAAGACAACAAUUGAUGAAACUAUAUUUAAUGAAUAUUUAAAAAAUGAGUUGACAGAGAAUAAUAAUAAUGAGAAGAAAAAUAAGGGAAAUAAAAAGAAACAAACAAAACAACAAAAUAAUAUUAAAAUGACAAAGGAGAAAUCAAAAGUAUCAGAUUCAAUUGUCGUUGAUGGUGUUACUUCAUCAUUUCUUAAUAACCAAUCUAAACGUUUAAAAUCUUCACGCGCUCAAAUUGAUGGAACUUUUUUGGGAACACUUUCCAAUCGUGGGGAAGUGCUCUUUAAAUUAGAUAUUCCUUUACCUGAAAUAUUGCCAGUCCCUCCAUCUUUAAUGGUUAAUAAAGGCAAACAAUUUGCAUUACCUUUUAAACGUGAUUCUCUUAAAGAAAUUUGUCAAACACAGAAAAAACUAAAUCAUUUAUUUGAACAACCAGUCUCUACUUGGGUAUCUCCAUCGGCAAAAGGAAUUAAGGUCGACGAUUUGCUCAAUUUUGGAGAAUUACCAGAAUUGGCAGAUUUAUUAUUAGAGCCAGAAUGUCCAGAACCUACUUUAGUUCUUCAAUCUUCUUCAAUCCUUUUAGAAUUAGACGAAUUACCUGCUUAUCUUUAUCGAGAACAUUUAACGAAAUUUUAUAAACCAGAAAAAGCUUUGAGAGAUACAUUUCGUUCAAUUGGUUCAUCAAAAUUAGAUAGUAUUGAGAGAGUUUCUGCUAAAUUAUUUUUUGCUUUAAAAGGUGCUGCAAUGCAUCCAUCGGUUUCUUCUUCAAAACCAAUUUCUUCCAUUCGAGAAUUUGUUUUAGGAACAAUUUCAAGUCUUUAUUGGAGAAUAAAAGGAGAUCCACUUAAUUCAAUUAAAUGCCUUCGACAUUCUUUAUAUAAUUCUCCAAAUGAAUUUAUUGAUGUCCCAUUAGUUAGUUUAGCCAAUAUUUACCAUCAAGCAGGAUUUCUUCAUAGUGCAUUAUAUACAUUAGGGAAAGCUUUCAAAACAGGAAAAAAUAUUGUUGCUGUCCAUUUUACCUUAGCUAACGUUUAUUCAACAAUUGGCGAUUUCCCUCAUGCUCUUCAAUUUUAUUAUUCAACACUUUCUUUACAAUCUAAUUUUGAACCAGCAAAAGCAAGUAUUACAGCAAUACAUUGUUUAACUAAUGGAGUACUUUUAAAUGAUUAA
Molecule: messenger RNA, 1812 nt
Organism: Meloidogyne enterolobii
Lineage: Eukaryota; Metazoa; Nematoda; Chromadorea; Rhabditida; Meloidogynidae
Source: the annotation of a GenBank genome assembly